AUGCCGGAACAUGAUCCCUUGGUUUUAUCCUACUCUCAUCUGGCGCAGUUUCGGCGCGCAGAUGAGGCGUUGACCACCUUGAAGAAAGUGGCUUCUCUGGUGAAGCCUAUUAUGCGCAGUCGAGGAUGGAAAGUUGGAGAGCUUGCCGAAUUCUAUCCAUCACAACAGAACUUACUAGGGCUGAAUGUCAAUCACGGACAGAAAAUAUGCUUGCGACUACGUCAUGCACCGGAUCAGAACCAGUUUCUCCGUACAGAGGAUGUUGUUGACACUAUGCUGCAUGAACUAUGCCACAUUGUACACGGGCCUCAUGAUGCCAAGUUUCACGCCCUCUGGGAUCAGCUGCGUGAUGAAUGGCAAGGCCUUCUCUACAAAGGCUAUACAGGCGAAGGAUUCUUGUCUAAGGGCCAUCGGCUGGGCGGGAGCCAGAUGUUACCGCUACAUGAAGUGCAACGGCUUGCCCGUGCCGCCGCUGAAAAGCGAAAAGCUCACCAGCAAUUGACUCAGGGGUCAGGGCGGCGACUUGGCGGAGGAGACAUAUCACGACCGCCAAGGCCAGGCAGGAACCUACGUCAAGCGGCAGCGGCAGCGGCCGAGAGACGCAACAAAGCCCUUGAAGGCUGUGCCACUGAGAAACUCAGCGAGAAUGAGAUACAUGAUAUUGCAGAUACGGCGUCAAAGAAUGGAUUUCGGACACAGGCCGAAGAGGACGAGGCUAAUGAGCUUGCUAUCUCGCAAGCGCUGUGGGAGCUAGCUCAGGAAGACGAGAUGGCCAGUUCGGGUGGCUCAUAUGUAACCCCAUCGCCAGCGGAAAAAGUUAUGAAAGGAAGCGGGAACGCCUCUGUUUUUGACGGCAGUAUCUUAAAUGCAGGAACAGGCAGCACGAGCAGUGAUUACAUUAAGAGACGGGCACCCCCUCGACCAGACGAAGAACAGUUCUGGAUAUGUUCGGUAUGCACUUUGCACAACCCGCAGAACUUCCUGUGCUGUGAUGCCUGUGGAGAAGAGCGCAGUGAGAGGGCAUUGAACGUACCAGUGAAGCCGAGACAACCCGGACCGAGGCCAGCUGUCAUUGACCUAACAAACAGCCCCCCUAAAAAGAAGACGAAGGCUGGUGAGGCCUCACGAAUAGCACAGACGACACAGCGGCCACCAACAUCGGCGUCGGCAUCGGGCUCCACGUCGGCACCGGCCCCAGCACCCCCUCGGCCGUCAACUUGGCGCUGCGAGUAUUGCGCGACAGAGAUGGAGCGGCAGUGGUGGACCUGCUCGAAUUGCGGGCAGAUGAAGUUUAAUUCGCGAUAG
This is a messenger RNA of Trichoderma asperellum CBS 433.97, 1305 nucleotides long. RefSeq lists its product as uncharacterized. Gene Ontology annotation, cellular component: nucleus. The record is from RefSeq and is a predicted model, not a curated record. Lineage: Eukaryota; Fungi; Ascomycota; Sordariomycetes; Hypocreales; Hypocreaceae. Gene Ontology annotation, biological process: DNA repair. Gene Ontology annotation, molecular function: metallopeptidase activity.